Colossoma macropomum (tambaqui) is the source of this 22157-nucleotide messenger RNA. RefSeq names its product piccolo presynaptic cytomatrix protein b (gene pclob). Gene Ontology annotation, biological process: presynaptic active zone assembly; protein localization to synapse. The record is from RefSeq and is a predicted model, not a curated record. The transcript has 34 exons. Gene Ontology annotation, cellular component: GABA-ergic synapse; axon; glutamatergic synapse. Gene Ontology annotation, molecular function: structural constituent of presynaptic active zone; protein binding; metal ion binding. The coding region runs from base 1 to 21738 and encodes 7245 amino acids. Lineage: Eukaryota; Metazoa; Chordata; Actinopteri; Characiformes; Serrasalmidae.
AUGAUUCCCCCAAAGAAUCCUGGCCCACCACAGUCUUUAGGAAAGGGGGAUAAGGCUCCUUCAUCACAACAGAUCGGAGCUUCUGUAGUGGACUCUACAAAGAAAACAGCUAAUCCUAAAGCAACAGCUCCACAGGAAGACAAGAAAGUUGAUGUCGUUCAGAAAUUACAAGACCAGCAAACUAAGGCACUGAAUGGAACACCCCCUGUACACAAACCUCAGUGGCAAGAAACUGACAAACCCCAUGUGGACAGUCAAAGACAGCCAAAGACAGUCAAAUCAGAAACCCAGGAGGAGUCAGGAUUUUUUGGCUUUGGUUUUGGUGGUGCUCGAUCUCGAUCGCCGUCUCCUCAGCCUGCUGUCUCUGCUGUUUCUGGGAAAGUUCUAGGCUUUGGCUCUUCCUUCUUCAGCUCAGCAUCUAAUCUGAUCUCAUCAGCUGUUCAGGAUGAGCCUUCCACAGUGCCACCAACUUCUCGUAAGGGUUCAUCAGUCUCCCAGACAUCACCCAAAAUAACACCACCCACUUCCCGCAAGGUUUCCUCAGUUUCACAGACAUCUCACAAGCCUGGAUCUCCAGCCUCCACGCCAGCUGCUUCCCGCAAAGGGUCUGAAGCUUCCCAGGAUGUAAUGAGAAUGCCAUAUUCAAAAGAGACCAAACCACCCUCUGAUCAACAGUCAGGAGAAAAGAAAGCCCAGCAAGUAAAGGAGUGGCUUUGCCUGAAAUGCCAGACACAGCGAGCGUCAGAAGCAUUAUCUGUACAGUCUCAACAACAGGCUAAGAAAAUUCCUCCACCAUCUCCUCAACAAAAGAAGGCUGCUACAUCAGAAGGCCCUCAGAAGAAAGAAGAAGGUCUUCCUGAUGAAACCAUUAAAAAAGGCCAGAAAACUGCUGCUGUAAAAAAAACAGCAGACACAUAUGCUGUAAUACAGGAGAAGCAGCUGAAUCCUACUCCCACACAACAGCCCAAUCAGCAGCUGCCAAUUAAACAACAGGAUGCUGAAAAGCCUCAAAGUCAGACAUCGAAAAAUGGGCCCUCUCCUGCUAAAGCUGACCCUUCUCAAGAAAGCUCAGGCUUUUUUGGCUUUGGUGGUGCUCGAUCUCGAUCACCAUCUCCUCAGCCUGCUGUCUCUGCUGUUUCUGGGAAGGUUCUAGGUUUUGGCUCCUCUUUGUUCAGCUCAGCAUCUAAUCUGAUCUCAUCAGCCGUUCAGGACGAGCCUUCUACAACACCACCAACUUCUCGUAAAGGUUCACAGGUCUCUCAGAGCUCCAUUAAGACAACCACCCCACCUUCCUCCCGCAAAGGCUCUGGAGUUUCUCAGACAUCUCUCAAAACCACCAUACCACCCCCGACUUCACAGAAGGGAUCUGAAACAUCUGAAGACUCUCAGAAAAAACAAACAGGUCAUAUUAAAUCACAGACUAAACAGAACCAAGAAGACAUUACACAUGAGAAGACAAAACCAGUAAUCCAUCAGGGAAAAGAGUCCUCUCAAGGAGCUGAAUCCAAGCCAGAGCUAUCAAAAUUGAAGGAAUCCUCUCAGCUUAUUCCCAAAGACUGUCCGCUCUGCAAGCUGGAGAUCAAGAAGGAACCUUCCAACUACAACACAUGCACUCAUUGCAAAAACAUCGUGUGCAUACAGUGUGGAUUCAAUCCCACUCCACACCAAACAGAGGUGAAGGAGUGGCUCUGUUUGAACUGCCAAAUGCAGCGAGCACCAGGACCUCCUCCUGCGCAGCCUAAGCUACAGGUUACAAAAGUACCGCCACCAGUAUCACCCCAGAAGAAAGAGGCUUCAGCUCCAGAAAAGGAUAAGAAACCAAUUGCUCAUGGGAAACCAGAAGACAAACAAGUUGAAGCAGACAAAAAGCAGCCUUUGAACACCCAUAAUACAAAACCGUCCGCUCAAGACCAGCUUCCUAAGCCCCAGCAGACAAAAGAUGCCAUCUCUGAACGUCCUAAAGAGGAAUCAGGCUUCUUUGGCUUUGGUUUUGGUGCUCGAUCUCGGUCACCAUCUCCCCAGCCUGCUGUUUCUGGAAAAGUAUUAGGUUUUGGAUCCUCUAUCCUCAGCUCAGCAUCUAAUCUAAUAUCUUCAACUGUCCAGGAUGGGCCAUCUACUACACCCUCAACUUCACGCAAGAAUUCUACAGUUUCUCAAACAUCAGAAAAGACUACACCAACACCUCCCACCUCUCGCAAAGGUUCUGAAGCUUCUCAGCCAUCUUGCAAGCCCACUGCCUUACCACCUGUUUCCCAUGGGGUACCUACCCAGGAAUCUCAAAAGAUGAAUCCUAAGAACGUAACAAAACCACCAAAUGAACAGAAUCAAAAGGAAAACUUAGAAGAGAAGAAACCAGAGGUCAGAAAACCUUCACCAACACCAGAAACAAUUGCAAAGGAUACACAUACAACAAAAACAGAUACAACAAAAGCAGUAGAAUCUACUCAGCCUCUUCCCAAAGUCUGCCCGCUUUGCAAGGUGGAAAUCAAGAAGGAUUCACCCAACUACAAUGUCUGCACUGAGUGCAAGAAUGUAGUUUGUAACCUUUGUGGAUUUAACCCAGCACCUGACCAGACAGAGGUGAAAGUGUGGCUAUGUCUGAAUUGUCAGAUGCAGCGAGCAUCCGGACCUCCUAAGCCAGCUCAACCAACCAAAGCACCUUCCCCAGCAUCACCACAGAAGGAUGUUCAAGCUCAAGGUUCCCUGCAAAAGUCCCCUCAACCACAGGAAUCAAAAGGCACUCCUCUAGAGCAAGGAUCAACAGUAGAUGCCACAAAGCAAGAUCAGAAACUUCAUGUUGCUGGGAAACCAGAUGAUAAAUCCCUUGGUGCCCAGUCCCAGAAACCCACUUCUACUCGUUCAUCACCAAAGCCUUCUCCUGCAAAAUCUCCUCCACCACCAAAGGCUGAGCCUGCAAAGGAGGAGUCGGGUUUCUUUGGUUUUGGUUUUGGUGGUACACGAUCUAGGUCACCAUCGCCUCAAACUGCUGCUUCUGCCGUUUCUGGAAAGCUUCUAGGUUUUAGCUCAUCAAUCAUCAGCUCUGCAUCUAAUCUGAUUACUUCAGCUGCCCAGGAUGAGCCCUCUACAACACCACCAACAUCCCGUAAGGGCUCUACUGUUUCACAAACAUCUAUAAAGACUGCACCAACGCCACCAGAUUCUCGGAAGGACUCAGUUCUGCAAACGUCUCCAAAACUUGCCUCCUCUGAUGAGACAAAAGCAUCUGCUACUCAGAAAAAGGAAGAAAAGAAACCUGCAGAUGAAGCACAAAAGGCUCAGUCUGCCAAAGCACCAUCUGCUCCAGUAAAGGAAUGGCUGUGUUUGAAUUGUCAAAUGCAACAAGCACCAGGACCCCUCCCUGCACAACAAGACGCGAACAAAGUAUCUCUACCAGCACCAAAGAAAGAGGCUCCAACUGCAGGUCCUACACAGAAAGCAAGCCCCUCAGGAGGUGCCACAGAGAAAGAUCAGAAACCUGCUGCAUCAGAAAAACCAGAUGCCAAACCGAUUUCUGCAGAACCCCAGAAACCCACUACUGCUUCUGCAGAACAGAAGCCCUCCAUUGCCGAAUCUGUUCCACCACAAAAACCUGAACUUACCGAAGAGCAGUCUGGCUUCUUUGGUUUCGGCUUUGGUGGAGCACGAUCUCGAUCACCAUCUCCUCACUCUGCUGCCUCUGCUGUUUCCGGGAAGGUUCUGGGCUUUGGUUCGUCCUUCCUUAGCUCUGCAUCUAAUCUGAUCUCAUCAGCCGUUCAGGAUGAGUCUUCUACUACACCACCAACGUCUCGUAAGGGUUCUACAAUUUCUCAAAAUCCUGAAAAAAAUGUUCCAACGCCACCUUCUUCUCGAAAGGCAUCUGUAGCACAGAAGCAAGAAGAAAAGAAAGAAGCAGAAAAUAAAUCAGAAGACCAUGUGGCAAAGGCUCCAGUUUCUCUCAUGAAGAAGGAUACACCUCCCUUAGAGAUUCCCAAAGCUUGUCCACUCUGCAUGGUGGACCUCAAGAAGGAUCCACCCAACUAUAACACGUGUACUGAAUGUAACAACACUGUGUGUAACCUUUGUGGAUUCAGCACUAUUCCACAGAAAACUGAGGUGAAGGAGUGGCUGUGUUUGAACUGCCAGAUGAAGAGAGCACCAGGACCUCCUCCUGCACAGCCACAACCACUGGCUAACAAAGUGUCUCCACCAGCAUCACCACAGAAGAAGGAAGCUCCAACUCCAGGUGUUCCACAGAAAAAGCAAAGUCUUCCAGUAGAUGCUACAAAAACAGAUCAGAGGCCAACUGUGACUGAGAAACCAGAAGACAAAACUAUUCCAGUGGAGAAAUCCACUGCUGUUCCCUCAACACAACAGCCUGCUCCAGAGGGUCAGAAAGCACCAGAACAGUCUAUCUCAAUUACAGCAAAACAAGCCAGUACUACUGCAACACCUUCACAACAAAAACCAUCCCAACAACAGACAGCAAAAGGUGGCCCGUCCCCUGCCAAGUCUGAACCACCUCCAAAAGCUGAACCUCCAAAGGAGGAAUCAGGUUUCUUUGGUUUUGGUGGUGCUCGAUCUCGGUCACCGUCUCCUCAGACUGCUGUUUCUGCUGUUUCCGGAAAGGUUCUAGGUUUUGGAUCUUCUUUUCUCAGCUCUGCAUCUAAUUUGAUCUCAUCAGCUGUUCAGGAUGAACCUUCCACCACACCUCCAACCUCUCGGAAAGGUUCUACAAUAUCUCAAAGUUCUGUAAAAAAUGCUCCGACACCACCUCCCUCCCGAAAGGGAUCUGUAGCACAGAAAAAUGAGGAAAAGAAAGAACCACAACAUAAAUCCGAAGAGCAGUUGACAAAGGCACCAGUUUCUCAAAUGAAAAAGGAUGAGCCUCCCUCAGAGCCUCUUGGAGAUUGUCCACUCUGCAAGGUUCAGUUUAAGAAGGAUCCAUCUAACCAUAACACCUGCACAGAAUGCAAGAACACUGUGUGUAAUCUUUGUGGAUUCAGCCCUAUGCCACAACAAACUGAGGUGAAGGAGUGGCUAUGUUUGAACUGUCAGAUAAAGAGAGCACCAGGACCUCCUCCUGCACAGCCUCAAUCACAGGCUGACAAAUUACCUCCACCAGUAUCACCACAGAAGAAGGAGGCUCCAACUCCAGGUGUUCCACAAAAGAAGCCAAGUCUUCCAGUUGAUGCAACAAUGAAAGAUCAGAAACCACCUACAGCUGGGAAAAAGGAGGACAAACCUAAUCCAGAUGAGUCCCAGAAAUCCACUGCUGUUCCCUCAACACAACAGCCUGCUCCUGCCACACCUGCUGUCCCACAAAAAGUUGAACCUCCAAAGAUGGAGUCAGGUUUCUUUGGUUUUGGUGGUGCUCGAUCUCGGUCACCGUCUCCUCAAGCUGCUGCUUCUGCUGUUUCCGGAAAGGUUCUAGGUUUUGGAUCUUCUUUUCUUAGCUCUGCAUCUAAUUUGAUCUCAUCAGCUGUUCAGGAUGAACCUUCCACCACACCUCCAACCUCUCGGAAAGAUUCUACAAUAUCUCAAAGUUCUGUAAAAAAUGCUCCGACACCACCUCGCUCCCAAAAGGGAUCUGUAGCACAGAAAAACGAGGAAAAGAAAGAACCAAAACAUACAUCUGAAGAGCAGUUGACAAAGGCACCAGUCUUUCAAAUGAAAAAGGAUGAGCCUCCCUCAGAGCCUCUUGGAGAUUGUCCACUCUGCAAGGUUCAGUUUAAGAAGGAUCCACCUAACUAUAACACCUGCACAGAAUGCAAGAACACUGUGUGUAAUCUUUGUGGAUUCAGCCCUAUGCCACAACAAACUGAGGUGAAGGAGUGGCUAUGUUUGAACUGUCAGAUAAAGAGAGCACCAGGACCUCCUCCUGCACAGCCUCAAUCACAGGCUGACAAAUUACCUCCACCAGUAUCACCACAGAAGAAGGAGGCUCCAACUCCAGGUGUUCCACAAAAGAAGCCAAGUCUUCCAGUUGAUGCAACAAUGAAAGAUCAGAAACCACCUACAGCUGGGAAAAAGGAGGACAAACCUAAUCCAGAUGAGUCCCAGAAAUCCACUGCUGUUCCCUCAACACAACAGCCUGCUCCUGCCACACCUGCUGUCCCACAAAAAGUUGAACCUCCAAAGAUGGAGUCAGGUUUCUUUGGUUUUGGUGGUGCUCGAUCUCGGUCACCGUCUCCUCAAGCUGCUGCUUCUGCUGUUUCCGGAAAGGUUCUAGGUUUUGGAUCUUCUUUUCUCAGCUCUGCAUCUAAUUUGAUCUCAUCAGCUGUCCAAGAUGAGCCUUCCACCACACCUCCAACCUCACGUAAAGGUUCUACAGUUUCCGCAAAAAUCACUCCAACACCACCUGCUUCUCGCAAGACAUCUGUAGCACAGAAAAAAGAAGAAAAGAAAGAAAUGGAAAUGAAAUCAGAGUACCAGUCAAAGGUGUCAACUUCUGCUGUGAAAAAAGAUGAGCCCAUAAAACAGUGUCCACUCUGCAAGGUGGAUAUCAAGAAGGAUCCACCCAACUAUAACACCUGCACUGAAUGCAAGAAUGUUGUGUGUAAUCUUUGUGGGUUCAGCCCUAUGCCACAAGAAACUGAGGUGAAGGAGUGGCUGUGUUUGAAUUGCCAGAUGAAGCGAGCACCAGGUGCUCCCCCUCUACAGCCUCAGCAAGAACCAACUAAAGUGCCUCCACCAGCAUCACCACAGAAGAAAAAGGCUUCUCCUGUUGGGAAACUAGACACUCAAACAGACACCAAGAAACCCAUUUCUACUCCCACAUCACUACAGCCCUCCACUGCUGAAUCCGCACCACCAUCCAAAUCUGAAGCUUCAAAGGAAGAGUCAAGUUUCUUUAGUUUUGGUUUUGGUGGUCCUCGUUCUCGACCACCAUCUCCUCAGCCUGCUGCUUCUGCUGUUUCUGGAAAGGUUCUAGGUUUUGGGUCCUCUAUCUUUAGCACAGCAUCUAAUCUGAUCUCUUCAGCUGUUCAUGAUGAGGCCUCUACAACACCUCCACCUUCUCGUAAAGAUUCCACAGCAUCUAUGAAGACACCAUCUUCUCCUGCUUCUCGGAAAGGAUCUGCAGAGCCUGAAAAAAUCCCACAAGGUACAAAAACCAAAAUUUCAGCUGAAGAGACAAAGACUUCAACUACAAAGAAAGAACAGGAGAAAAAACUAGAUGAAAUAGUAGCAGAUGACUCUACAAAAGUGAUGGCACCUUCUAAAGCACAGCAUGCAGCCUGUCCAAUCUGUAAGCAGGAGCUUAAUGUUGACUCAAAUGAAGUACCCAACUACAAUACAUGCACAGAUUGCAAGAACACUGUGUGUAACCUCUGUGGAUUUAACCCCGUUCCUCAUCAGGCUGAGGUUUUUGAAUGGCUUUGCCUAAACUGUCAAACACAGAGAGCAUUAAAGGGAAUGGAACCUCCAGUUACAAAGCCACAGGCAGAACCAGACACUCUCUCCACCUCAGUACAGCCUCCAAAAAGUGUAACACCUAAAACCAAUGCUGGUGAAACCAAUAAGAAGGAGCUAACUCAGGUUCAGGAACCUCCAAAAGAUGUAUCUGCUUCAGCUAUGCUAGAUGAGAAUAAAGCCCCAGUUCCACCCUGUGUCCAAAAAGAGAACAUUUUGAUUACAGACACGAAAAAAGUAGAAGAAGCUUUACCCAAGGUUGAAGAUAAAACAGCUGAGAAGAAAGAAUCACAGGUUCAGGGGGUUUCAGGACAGAGGCCAUCUUCUGAAACAGUGCCUGUAAAGGAGGAUCAAAAGGCUGCAGGUCCUCAGAAACCUAUAAUUGAGCAGGAAGCUGUUGGGCAAACAGCAGAUACAGGAGCAGAAAAGGGCAGAGUUCUGGAAAAACCUGAGAAACCUCAAACCAAACCUUCACCACGAGAACAAGAAACUUUGAAGCAGGAGUCAGGAUUCUUUGGGUUUGGCUUUGGCAGUGCUAAAUCUCAGCCUGCACCAUCCAAGCCUUCUGAGACAAGCACUGGGAAGCUUUAUGGUAGUUUGACAGAGACACCCUCAGCACAGUCUGUCUCUGCUGUUUCUGGGAAGGUUCUAGGUUUUGGAUCCUCCAUCCUCAGCUCAGCAUCUAAUCUGAUCUCAUCAGCCGUUCAGGAUGAGUCUUCUACAACACCACCAAGUUCCCGUAAGGGCUCUUCAGUUUCCCAGACAUCUGUCAAAACUCCCACACCACCUACAUCUCGUAGAGGUUCUGCAGUUUCCCAAACCUCUGUCAAGACACCACCAACUUCUCGAAAAGGUUCUGCAGCUUCCCAGGCCUCCCUAAGAAUGCCUCCUGCUAGAGAUACCAAAUCAUCUGGUGCACAGAAGUUAGAAGAGAAAAAACCAGAUCAGAAGUCAGACGUCAAAUUAGAUGGGACACCAGAAGCUACCAAGCCUUCUGCUCCUUUGCAGCCAGCUACUAAACCAAUCCAGUCCAGCUGUCCUAUUUGCAAAGUAGAGCUAAACAUAGGCUCUGUGGAUCCACCUAAUUUCAACAUCUGCACUGAAUGCAAGAACAGUGUGUGCAGUCAAUGUGGAUUUAAUCCCAUGCCUGAUCAGACAAAGGUGAAGGAGUGGCUUUGCCUGAAUUGCCAGAUGCAGCAAACUGUAGGAGCAACAGAACCACCAAGAACUCCCAUGCAGAAACUGACGUCUUCUGAAAAGGAUAGCCAAGCACCACCUGCAGCGCACACUUUACCUGAACCCAAACCUGGCGUUUCAUCCCCUACACCUGCCAGUGAAAUAAAUUUCCCGUUCCCAUCACCAUCAAAGAAAGACAUCCCAGCUCCAAGCACUGCGCAAACAAGUACAGACUUAAAGCAACCACCAAGUAAAGAGCUCCCCCAACAAAAGGCCCCAGCCCAGGAGAAGCCUACAAAACCUCAGCCAGAAAUUGCCAAAGGUACUGCCUCACCAAUCAAAUCUGCUCCACCACCUCAAGCUGAAGCUCCAAAGCAGGAAUCAAGCUUCUUUGGAUUCGGAUUUGGUAAAUCUCAACCUACUCCUGCUAAGACAUCUGAUUCUAUGACUGGGAAACUCUUUGGCUUUGGUGGAUUGACUGAGACAACAUCACGGUCGCCCUCACCACAAUCGGUGGCUAAUGUUUCUGGCAAGGUUUUGGGAUUUGGAUCCUCCAUCUUUAGCUCUGCAUCUAAUCUGAUUUCAUCAGCUGUUCAGGAUGAGCAUGCUUCAUCUCCGCCAACCUCACGCAAAGGUUCUACAAUAUCUCAAUCCUCUGGCAAGACUUCAACACCACCUACCUCUCGCAAGGGUUCUGCAGCCUCUCAGGCCUCCCUCAAGACGCCUCAAGGAGAACCCAAAGCUCCUGCAUUCAAGAAACCAGAUGAGAAGAAGACAGAGGAACCUCAUCUGACCAAGGCACUACCAGUUACUGCUAAGCAAGAAGAUAGUACACAGCCUGAUAAAGUGGCAGCACCCUCUGAGCCUCCUUCCAAAGCAACCCCAUCCAUCUGCCCACUCUGUAAAGUGGAGCUUAAUGUGGGCUCAAAGGACCCUCCCAACUACAAUACCUGUACUGAGUGCAAGGAUGUGGUGUGUAAUCUCUGUGGAUUUAAUCCCAUGCCUCACCUUGCAGAGGCUGAGUGGCUGUGUUUGAAUUGCCAGACUCAAAGGGCCUUAGCUGGGAAGAUGGGAGACAUAGGACAAAUGUCUACACUGUCUACACAGCAAGUCAAAACUUCAGUGAAUGUGCAGGCCACUGAAACCACCCUUGGGCCAACUAUCCCUAAAGUACCUCCAGUAGGUGCAGGAACUGCUCUCGCUGCUCCUGCUUCUGUGCAGACUACAGAUGCUCCAGUGCAUGAGACUGUGGACAAGACACCUGAAGUGAAAAUUGAAAGUCAGCGGCCAGCAGAUAAAGAGGAGAAAAGAAGAUCAGAGGAACAAAGACAGGCCGGAAGCUUUCAGUUUGCGUAUAAGCCUAUCCAAAAUGAAGAGGUUGUGGUUGAGGUUGAGAGUAAUCCUACUACACCUUGUGAACUUGACGGCACAGUGUUGUCAGUAUUGGGGGAUGAGACUAGGACCUUGAAGGUUGACAAACAAGGACAGGACAUCUUUUCAGUUUCUCCUGAGUCAUAUAGCUCAGCUGAGGAAGAGCUUAAAGAAAUUCACAGAGCUAGUGAGUCCUCACUGAGAAAAACUGCAUCAGAACUAGUGUAUAUCAAGGAUCCAGUGAGUAUAAAGCAGCAUCCUGCAUGUGUGGAGAACAGCAGUGAGAGUGAACCAUCACCACAUCUCCAAAGGAGAAGGAAACUAAGCGCUGCAUCAUCUAGCAGUGAAGACUUUAAACUAGACAGCCCAGAUUCUGGAGAUGAAGAGUUCAUACGGAGACAGCUAAUGCAAAUGAGCGCAGAUGAGGGUUUAUCACCAAAAGAUGAGGAAAACUACAUCAGGAAAGAGAUCAGAGAAAAGGAGCAGCAAGUGCAACAUGAAGCCAGAGAGGCAGAAAGGGAAACUACUGAGACUAAACUCAAACAAAUCCUAAAGAAAUCAAGUGUGGAGCUUGAAGAGAGUGCUGAUAAAAGCCUGACAUCUCAGGAUCAGGAUGUUCAAAGCAUGCAUGUCAUACCUAUUUCAGAAACUAUAGAAGAGACAGUGACAGUGAUGGUCUUGAAUGACAAUGAAAAAGAAAGAAUCACAGACAAUAACAGUGCUGUAGCCAUUUCUGCACAACAGAGCAUUUCUAUUAGACAGAUUACUGAAGAGGAGAGUUUGAUUGAAGACUCUGAAGAUAGGUCAAAAGGUGAUGGAUCCUCCAGUAUUCAGGCAUCCAGCGUCACACCAGGAACCACAUCACCUACAUCUGCGUCUUCAUUUGAUGAAGAAAGUGAUAGCAGUCCAAGUCACAAGAAGGCAAGUGCAGAGGGCAAACAGCAAAUGAAAGUCAAGCAUAGGCAAGGACAAGCCCUUCCAACUAUAGAGGACUCCUCUGAGGGAGAAGAGAUGCAGGAUAAAGGUUAUCAGCUUUUGGAACAUGAACAACAAAGUGAGAGUGAACAGCAGCUUAAAAAGACUUCCCAAAAAUCCAAAAAAGAUGAAUUACAUGCACAGAGAAGACUUGAUUAUCUACCCAGUAACACCUCUACAGUGGGAGUUAUAUCUCAAACUGAGGAUGAAUGGCAAGUUUUAGAGGUUAAAACACAAGACUUAUACUCUUUCUCUAACAUCUCACCAAGUAUUGAGUCUGAACCAGAGAAUGCCUAUACUCACUUGCUGCCAGAAGAGAAACCAUUAAAGAGUGCAGAAGAAACAUAUGAAGAAAUGAUGGAAAAAGCCCAAGCACUCAGAGCUAUGACAAAGAAAGUCACUCCACCUGAGAUUGAGCCACUCUAUGGAGGAAUGCUGAUAGAGGACUAUGCUUAUGAGUCACUAGUGGAGGAACCAGCACAGGCUGCAGCAGUUGAAAGCAGUUUUACUGAGGAUCAAUAUCUUAGUAAAGUGACUGUACAAGACACUGUAAGAAAGCUUAGAACACCAGAAGAAGCCUACGAGGAGAUGCAGAAGAAGAGAGAGCUCAUGCUAGAAGGACAGACAGUUGAACAUGAACAUGUAGACAGAGCAGCUCCUCAGACAGACUUUUUUGGACCUGCUGCUACUGAUACUUGCUAUGUGACUAUAUCAGGAUAUGAUCAACGUUCUGUAUGCAAAGAGGUAGAAUCCCAGCUGAAUGUCGAACCUGCAAAUGAAGAAGUGUUGAAGAAGCAAAAAGAAGUUCUGACACCUGGAACAAGUCCUACACAGUCAAGUCCAUUGUCUCCAGUAUCCCCUUUAUCUUCAUCUGAGCCUUCAUAUGAUUCCCCUGAAGUGAUACUAAUUCCCUCAAGCGGUGAGGAGGACAAUAUUAAGGAUGAAUAUGUAACUGAACCUAUUGAAUGUGCUAUGCAGCCUUACAUUUCUGAGUCACCUCCUGAAGACUUAUCUGUGAAGAAAGCUCUCUAUCCUAUCCCUGACCUGAAAAUUACUCAGUGUUCUUCUGGUGAAGAUGACGCUGGGGAUGAAGAUAGCAGUAUACAAGAACAUGAAAUAGCUGUGUCAACUGACACUACUCAGGGUGUUUACAGUUCUGUUAAAACAGAACCCUCAGCACAGACACAGUCAGUAGAGAUGGAACCCAUAUCUGUUGUGUGUGAAGUUCCUCAAACAAAGCCUGUGCUAGAAAAUGUUUCAUUUUGGGAUUCAACGCCAUCUCCUCUGUCUCCACAAACUUCAUCUCCAGAUUCAGCAACGCCAUCACUUACAGAUCAGACUCCAGAUUCAGGCAUCAUUCCAGAAACCCCUAUUGUUACAGAAAGUUCAAGAGCUGUUGUACCUGACUUUGCUCCAGUUAUAAUUACGAUGCCAGAUUCUGUCGCUGAGCCAGCUCCCCAAAUCUCAGUGGUAAAAGCCCAUCCUAUUGCAGUUUCCCUUCAAGAAAGGGCAUCUCUACCACAAGUCACAGCAGUGGCAACAGCUCCUUCCCCACCAGAGGUUUCUAAACCACCUUUAGCUCCAAAACCAAUCACAAUUUCUGCUGCAGCAGACAUUUCUGUUUCUAAACCACCACUAAGUUCAAAACCAACUUCAGCACCUAAAACAGCUGAAGUCUCUGAUACUAAACCACCAUUAGCUCUAAAACAAAGCCCACCUCCUAUGCUAGCUGAAGUUCCUGUUUCUAAACCACCUCUAGCUCCAAAACCAACACCAAAGCCAUUGCCUACCUCUGAAGCCAUUAUUGUUAAAAUACCAGAUGGAGUGACAAGACAAGGUCAUUUUGUCAUCAUUUUGCCAAACUUUGAAAAUAUGUCUGUGAUGAAUCAAACAGCGCAAGAUAUUGUCAAUAAUGCCAUGGCAGCAGCAAACUCUAUUGAAGAAGGCAGAAGUCAUCCUGUGGUAGUGAGUUUAUCUCCUGUAAUCAGUACAGAUGCUGCUCAAUUUGUAUCAAGUAUGGGACUGACAGCUGGCCUAGCAACGCAGUCAACUUUUGUGUCAACAAAACCUGAACCUCAAGUGACAUCUGUCUCUCAUGAAAGAGCAGAAAGGCCCAUCAUUGAAUUUCCACCACCUCCUGCAGCUUCACCACCAGCCCUGCCACCUGAUACUUUACCUAAUCCAGCUGUUAGUCAACAUUCAUUUCCCAUUCUCUCAUCUGUCAGGGCUACUCCUUCUGAGUCUCUUACAAGUAUGGCCAGUGCAGCACCAAGUGCAAUAGUAAAACAAACUGUAGCCCCAGUACAUAAACCACCACCUCCAGUUCCACCCAAACCAGUUUGUAUACCAGCUGGUCUAGUGUUUAGCCACAGGUCAAGAGAGAGUGUAAAGCCACCAGUUGUUCCUGAACCCACAGUUGCUCAAACCGGUCGAGCUGCAACAUUACCAAGAACAAGAGAACCCCCCAAUGCCCUUUCGCUCAGUUUGACUGCCCCUGUUGAUAGUAAACACAGCAUUUCAUCACCAAAAUCACCCUUGUCACCUCGGUUUGCUAAAACUCUUGAGACAUACGUGGUGAUAACAUUGCCAUCAGAACCAGGGUCACCGGUAGAAGGAAUUACAACCCAAGCUCCAAUACGAAGAUCAUCUCUACCAACUCCUAAGCAACAGGCUCCUGCUGUUGCACCGAGAGUGUUUUCCCCACCUGCAGUAUCUGCACCACUUACUGUAGUUCCAGCACCAGUAGUAGCUGCACCACCAAAAGUAAUAUCAGCCCCAAUGGUGACACCACCACAUGUGAUGGUUCCAGUACAAACUGUGCAUGUCUCACCAGUUGUAGCAGUGCCACCAGAGACUGGCCCAAUUGUUUCAGUAUCAAAAGCAGUAGCACCAGUACUGGCAUAUGUGCCACAACCAGGGACUGUUGGGCCACCAAUCAUGAGGGAAAUGAUGAUUACUGCUACACCACCUGUGACCACAACGGUAUACACUGCACCAAUAGUAGUUUCAGCACCAACUGUGACAUCACCACAUGCAUUUUUUGCAACACCAAAUGUGGCUGAAGUACCAGCUGUCACCGCAGAACCAACAAUAAAUACUGUGUCAACAGUGAUCUCUGCACCAACAGUGUAUGCUACACCUCCUAUUGCAGCACCAUUAGCCAUGGUUUCUGAAUCAGUGCUACCUGCAACACUACUGACAGAAGCAACUAUAGAGUUGAAACCAGCAGCCUUUACAGGAUCUCCUACCCCAACACCUGCAAUGGAACCGAUGGUUCCUGUUGAUGUAAUGCAAGAGCCUGAAAGACAACCCAUGCAAACAGUUUGCUCUGCUCCUAUAACAAUUACCCAACUCCCAUUAUCCACAGAUAGUCAGACUGUACAAGGGUUGGAGAUGGAGGAAGUAUUAAUUGUGUCUGCUUCAGAAGAGGCUAUAUCUGCAAUAGGUCCAUCAUCAGUUGCGGUAACACAAAUUCAGCAACACCAAACAAUUUUCGAACCACAACAAGAGGAACCAGCAGUCUAUGCUGCAACAGUUAUGCCAACUGUGCCAGUAACAUUUACCCAGUUCACAAAGUCAGUAGAGAGUCAAGAAAUAAGAGGGCCUGAUAAAGUUGUGUCAAGUAUGAGCCAGGUGUAUUCUGCAAUUUCAAAAACGGAACAGCAUCCUGAUACCAUACCUAAUGUUGUUACCCAGGUUGUCACAACUGAAGUCCAGAGGACUACUACUGUGUCAGUUGUCCAAGAAAGAAUACCUGUAGAACCUGUGCCAGACCAUGCCAGUAUGACAGUCAUAGUCCAGCCAGAAAUGACAAAAACACAAACAAAGCCUAUACAGAAUGGAAAGAUGCACUAUCCUGGUGAUGUCAUAGAUCUCACAACAUUGAAGGUCAAUGUUACAAUGACUGACAAAGGAAUGGAUCUGACAGCCCCUGAGUCAAGUCGACAGUCCUUCUCAAGUGAUUCAAGUGGUCGACAGACAACUGCCGUGCAGCCAGAAAUUGUAAAUUUAAGUGCUGAGAUAACUCCUGCUACAACACUGUCUGUUGUGACAGAUAAUAUCACAAUUGUUACCUGCACUGCUACAAUUACAUACAAGGAUAACAUGGUUGAUAAGCCCCUCAACUUAGAAAGUGCCACUUCAAUGCCUCUGUCUCUUACAAGUUAUAAACCUUACGAGCCACUGGCACAAAUAGUAUACAGACCAGUAAAUUCACAACCAAAACCCACAACCAGUACAGAGAUCCCCAUCAACCUAUCUUGUGGGACUACUGAAACAACUGCACCUUCUUUACCUGUGGCCCCAGUAACCUGUACAAAGGCUGGUGUACCUAUUCAUACUGAGCCAUCAGCUGUUGAAGCUAUAGAUCUAACUACAUCAAAGCCAAUGAAAGCCAUGGUGGCUCUGUCUUCUUCCUCUGGCGUAGUUACAACUGUUGUUGAGGACGAUGUAGCACCUGUAGAUUUGACAGCAGGUAGGAGAACAGUGUGCUGUGAUGUCCUGUAUAGGCUUCCAUUCACAGGCAGCUGUAGAACACAGCCUCCAGUGACCACACAACCAGAUAACCAAUUGGGUUUUAAAGAUGAUCACUAUGAGUACGAUAAUGCCACAGCCCUUGGAAUUAAAGACCUCAGUAAAAUGGUGGUCUCUAUGUCGGACAUGGAAACUGGGCUGUUCCCUUAUGAGAACAAGAAUGGAUUUGCCUACCAGAAUGGGGCAUCAGAUGGGGCAAUUGAUUUGACAUCAGCAAAAAUGUCAACAGAUGAAGCCCUGGACUACUCAAAGAAAGGCACGUUGUCAUUUUCCACCACUCAAGGAACAUCCUUUGGGCUAAAUAGUGUACUAAGAUCAUCUAAUGGAGUUGUAUACUCAUCUAUUUCUGCACCCAUUCCAUCCACAUAUGCAAUUACAACUCAGCCAGGCUCAAUAUUCAGUACAACAUACAACAGUCUCAGCAGUAUAACUGAGCCAUUUUCAACACUUCAGAACCAGCCUUCACCAUAUGAUUUCAUACACACCACUGGAACCAACCAGUCAAUAUUUAUGGACUCUGAUCCAUCCAAGGAUAUCCUGCCUUCUGCCUUAGCCAACCUCCUUCCUUCAUUAACAGCCUUCCCAGAACUGUAUUCUGACGCUACCCUUGAGGCCAUAGCAGCCUCACUGGAUGCCCUGGUCUCCCCAAAUUUCCCUGCCUUGGAUGACAGUAAGAGCCAGCAGUAUCAGGCUGAGCGUGAGUUUUUGCAGUUAGAGAAGCUGAAGCAGCUGUGUCUUGCUGAGGAGCUUGAAUGGGAAAGGCAGGAGAUACAGCGCUACCGUGAGCAAGAACAGCUUAUUGUCCAAAAGGAAUUAGAAGAACUUCAGAGCAUGAAACAUCAGCUCUUAAUGCAGCAGGAGGAAGAACGCAAGGCCCAUUUCAUUCUUCAACAGGAGACCUUUGCCCAGCAGCAAUUACAACUUGAGCAAAUCCACCAGCUACAGCAACAACUACAGCAACAGCUAGAAGAGCAGAAAGUAUAUCCAUAUGGUUUUGAGCCAAACGAAGAGAUGUCUCAACCCAGUGGCUCAGGCAUCAUUUUAGAUGCCCAGUACUCUAAAGCAGAUAAUGGCCAGUACUGGCCCGUGAAGGAUGACAAUUCUACAUCAUCGGCAGUGACUGUCCAUGACCCUUUAACUGGUGGGGAUUGGUACACUGCUGGUAGUUUAACCUUACCUAAAUUAGAAGGUGUUCUUAAAGAUUCAGAGAAUUCUAAGAAACUGCCCUCCACAGCAAAGCAAGCCAAUGAGGAAAGUGUAGGGUUAAGUGGUAAGAAAAUAGCAGAAAGUGGAGUUCAGACAGAUGAGGAGGAUGAGGUGGAAAAGCCUUACCCUGGCCGGAGAAGGAGGAGUAGGAGAAGUGUAGAUAGUUGUAUGCAAACUGAUGAUGAGGAUCAGGAUGAAUGGGAUGUCCCUGUUAGGAGCAGGCGGAGGUCUCGCUCAAGCAGAUAUGCUGAUGGUGAACGAGGUAAAGGCUCAAAAGUAUCCAGCAUUGCAGUCCAAACUGUGGCUGAGAUCUCUGUUCAGACCGAUCAUUCAGGAACCAUAAAGAGGUCCCCUGUCAGGGCUCAAAUAGAUACCACAGUAGACCUACACCGAGGAGGGCAAACAGAAAGUGACUCAGAUGUUACAUCUGACAAAGAUAAGAGACACUCAACUCCCAUUGAAAUUGGUGUCAGCACGCAUCUAAAAGCAGAUGGUGUUGGGAUCUCAUCAGUACCCAAAUCUCCGAAGGUAUUGUAUUCUCCAGUUUCACCUGUGUCUCCUGCAAAGGGCUCACAGAAGAUGCUAACAGCUGAACCAUCAAGACAACCAAGUAGCCCUAGAUCCCUGAAGGCCUCACAACGAUCUCUGUCUGACCCCAAGUCUCUGAGUCCCACCACCGAUGACAGAAUCAUGUACCAGUAUGCAGACACCUAUUCUAGCAAGAGCUCACAGAGUGGUACCCCUGUAGGCUCUCAGAAGAAAGUAAAGCGCACUCUUCCCCAUCCACCACCAGAAGAGGAUACUAUUGUUGGCCCUUCUGGAUACUGUACUGGAUCUGCUCGAAGAAGAAUGUGCAGGAACACCACCAUGGCUCGAGCCAAAAUCCUACAAGAUAUUGACAAAGAACUGGAUUUGGUAGAGAGAGAGUCUUCUAAACUUCGUAAGAAGCAAGCAGAGCUAGAUGAGGAGGAGAAAGAGAUAGAUGCCAAACUGAGAUAUCUUGAGAUGGGCAUUAAUCGAAGGAAGGAGGCUUUACUGAAAGAGAGAGAGAAGAGGGAGAGGGCUUACUUGCAAGGUGUAGCUGAGGAGCGUGACUAUAUGUCCGAUAGUGAGGUCAGCAACAUUAGAGAAGCACGAGGUAAUGGCCUUGGACUAGAGCGGCCACGAACUGCCCCUCAGUCGGAGUUCAACCAGUUCAUCCCACCACAGACUGAAGCUGAUUCUCAGUACGCACAACUUGGAAGCCCAUACUCCCACUAUCAGUAUGCCUCUCAAACUGGGACACCAAGUCAUUUUUCCCAGCAGAACCUGUACCAACAGCAAUCCCUUUAUCACCAACAAGUGUCCCCCUACCAGACCCAGUCAAUGUACUCAUCAGUGCCUACACUCAAUCAACAAUCCCAACAAACUGGUUAUGACCAUGCCUCACAGCUCCUUUUGAUGCAACAGAAAAGCCGCCAGACUACACUGUCUGACUUGGAGCCAAAGAUAACAACAAACUAUGAGGUGAUACGGAAUCAGCCUCUCUUGAUUGUUCCCACAUCUACAGAGAGUGCCUAUGGUGUCUCACAUCUUGGGGGUAAAUAUGGUAACCUAGACUUGAGAAUGGGUCUGGAAGAAAGAGGCAGUAUGGCAAGCAGCCCCAUGUCCAGCAUAUCAGCAGAGUCAUUCUAUGCAGACAUUGACCAUCACAAUGCCAGAAACUAUGUUAUGAUCGAUGACAUAGGGGAGCUGACCAAGGGCUCUGCAGGACUGAGCUCCAGCUUCAAUAUCCCUGAUAAAGAUAUGAGUAAGACCGACCGCUUGCUCAGGGCUGCUGAAGUUCGUCGGACAGCAGAUGUGACUGACUUCCUUGCACCUCUUCAAGCUGCCUCCAGACUGCAUUCAUACGGUAAGCCAGAUGAGGACUCAAUGGAGGAGCCGUACGAGUUAAAACUGCUAAAGCAGCAAAUCAAGCAAGAGUUCAGGAGGGGCACAGAUGGCUUGGAACAACUCACAGGUCUGCCUCAUUACCUCCAUGCUGACAGUUUCAGACAUUUCCCUAAGUCUGAGAAAUAUAGCAUUGGAAGGCUCACUUUAGAAAAACAAGCAGCUAAACAGCUUCCAGCCUCAGUUCUAUAUCAGAAACAGUUAAAGAAUAAGAGAGCACUAAUUGACCCUAAAAUUACAAAAUUUUCCCCCAUACAAGAGAGCAGGGACCUGGAACCUGAUUACAGUGGGUUUUUGGCAUCCACUGGCUCAGCAGUGGGUGGACUGUCCAGCAGGGCGAGGCUCCUACAGGAUGAAAUCACUUUUGGUCUGAGGAAGAACAUAGCUGAGCAGCAGAAGUACCUGGGCUCCACACUAAGCACUAACCUGACUCAGUCACUGACCCUUGGUCAGUCUCUUAAUCUUGGCCCCGCCUUGAGAUCAUCCCUUCAAGACGAUGGCACUUACCCCAGUGGUACCCGGUCCAGACCUUCUUCAAGGCCUUCCUCUGUGUAUGGACUUGAUUUAUCCAUCAAAAGAGACCUUUCCAGUUCUUCACUAAGGUUAAAGACAGAGGGUGAAAGCAUGGAUUCCCAGUUUGGCGUGGCAAGGGCAAAGCCGACUAGUCUGCCCAUCAGCCAGAGCAGGGGCCGUAUCCCAAUUGUGGCACAGAACUCAGAAGAAGAGAGUCCACUGAGCCCUGUGGGGCAACCCAUGGGUAUGGCAAGGGCAUCUGCAGGUCCACUUCCACCUAUCUCUGCUGACUCUCGGGAUCAGUUUGGUUCCAGUCACUCUUUACCAGAAGUACAGCAGCAUAUGAGAGAAGAAUCACGAACGCGCGGCUAUGAUCGAGAUAUAGCCUUCAUUAUGGAUGAUCUACAGGGAGCUAUGUCAGACAGCGAAGCACUAAAUGAGCCCAUGAUGGUUUUGCACAGAAGUGACCCCAGGCUCCUCCAUGAGGGUAUCAGACACGCCUACCAUCUGCAACAUGAAGAGACUGACUGGUUUGAUAAACCUCGUGAGGGCCGUGGUGGACCACAAUCAGGGCAGGACAGGAGACAGGUGAAAGCUGUACAUUAUCCUUUCCCCCACACUCGCAUCAAACUGCAGAGGGACCCUAAAGACCACACUGUCUCAGGGAGCGGGUUGGGCAUCCGAGUGGUGGGAGGAAAGGAGAUUCCGGGUUCUAAUGGAGAGAUUGGAGCAUACAUCGCUAAAGUGUCGGCCGGAGGCUUUGCUGAGCGGACAGGGAAGGUUGUAGAAGGAAUGCAGGUCCUGGAGUGGAACGGAAUCCCUCUGAUAGGGAAGACCUAUGAGGAGGUGCAGAGCAUCGUGGGUCAGCAGCAGAGUGGAGAUGUAGAGAUAUGUGUGCGCCUAGACCUGAACAUGCUCUCAGAUUCAGAGCAUCCACAGCAGCUGGAGCUGCAGUCUCAGCUAAAGGCCGCUGACCGCCAGCGUUCUCCAGGUGUGGACCCUAAGCAGUUGGCUGCAGAGCUGCAGAAGGUGUCUCAGCAGCAGGCUCCUGCCUCCGUGCUGGCUGCUCUGGAGAAGGCAGGACACCUGCAUUCAGCCACAGCAUCCGCUGCCUCCAGCGCAGUGCCCAGCCCCGGCCAGCCUGGAUCCCCCUCCGUCAACAAGAAACGCCACAGCAGCAAGUCUGCAGAGGCUCUGAAACCACAGCCACAUCCAAUCACUGGUGAAAUACAACUCCAAAUCAAUUACGACAAGAAUAUGGGUAAUUUGAUCGUCCAUGUUCUACAAGCAAGAAACCUUGCCCCGAGAGAUAACAAUGGAUAUUCAGAUCCUUUUGUUAAGGUGUAUCUUCUGCCCGGGAGGAGCCAAGUCAUGGUUGUCCAGAACGCAAGUGCUGAGAACAAGAGAAGGACUAAAUAUGUGCAGAAGACCCAGAACCCUGAGUGGAACCAGACCGUCAUCUAUAAAAAUAUUCACCUGGAACAGCUGAAGAGGAAAACCCUGGAGGUGACAGUGUGGGAUUAUGACAGAUACUCCACCAACGAUUUCCUGGGAGAAGUGCUGAUUGAUCUGUCUAACACAGCUCAGUUGGAUAACAUGCCUCGCUGGCACCCCCUAAAGGAGCAGAGUGAAAGCAUACACCACGGCAGGGGUCAUCCUCCACAGGGGGGUGGACCUGGUGGCCAAGGAGGCCAGGGAGGCCAGGGAGGCCAGGGAGGCCAAGGGGGUCAGGGUGGUCCUGGGGGAUCAGGAGGGCCUGGGGGUACAGGAGGACAACCAGGCAGUGAACAGUCCCCCAAGACCUCUGUCAUCAAGAGCAGGAGCCACGGCAUCUUCCCUGAUCCUGCUAAAGACACUCAGGUCCCCACCAUAGAGAAGUCGCACAGCAGUCCCGGCAGCUCCAAGUCUUCCUCUGAGGGUCACCUGCGCUCGCACGGCCCCUCCCGGAGUCAGAGCAAAAGCAGCGUCACACAGGCUCACCUGGAGGACGCCGGUAACGCCAUCGCUGCGGCCGAGGCAGCAGUGCAGCAGGCCCGCCUCCAGCCAAAUAGAGCUGGACACAGGCUGAAUGACGGAGAUGAUUAUACCCUGGAUAGUGAAGAUGGCACAGGCACUAAUGCAUUGGACAGUGCUAUCUUUCAGGUCCCUCAGCUGAAGACCAUUCCGAACGGUUUGGAUAAGAGAGGCUCUGACUCUCUGAAGAACCUGUCUGACUCUGAAAAUAAGAACCAAAUGAUGGGAGAGAUCAAGGUGGCUCUGAAGAGGGAGAUGAAGACUGAAGGAGAGCAGCUGGUCCUUGAGAUUCUACAGUGCAGAAACAUCACUUACAAGUUCAAAUCUCCAGACCAUCUGCCUGACUUGUAUGUGAAGCUGUAUGUGGUUAACGUGGCAACACAGAAGCGGAUCAUAAAGAAAAAGACCAGAGUGUGCCGUCAUGACAGAGAGCCAUCCUUCAACGAGACGUUCCGCUUCAGCCUCAACCCGGCUGGUCACUCCAUUCAGCUGUUCCUGGUGUCUAAUGGAGGGAAGUUCAUGAAGAAGACUCUGAUUGGUGAGGCCUACAUCUGGUUGGACAAGGUGGACAUGCGAAAACGAGCAGUGAGCUGGCACAAACUAGUGGCCAGUUCUCCUCACACACAGCCCUGAUCUCCAUCAGCCAACACUGCCAUCAGAGCAGAGAGAGCUACAGGCGCCCACACUGAUAAACUGGUGUAUAAUGAAGUAGGUGAAAUAGGGGAGGGAACAAAGAUGGAGGUGUUUCAGUAGAUACGUAUUCUCUGUGUCAAGGGGGAUGUCAUCAAGUCAUCUUACUGAAAAGUACCGUUUUUACUGGUAUUCAGACCCUCUGUCAGAGCAUAAAAAUGCUUUCUCUACUCUUGCAUCACUAUGUUAAGAAAAAACAUCAAAUAUUUACCUCCCAACUCUUUCUCUUGGCCAAAGCCAUCUCCCUAGCACCAUAUCUGCCGUUAAAUUCAUGUGAAAAAGAGUAGACUUAUAGAUGUGCUAUUACAGAUGAUCUAACCUCUUUUAGCAACUCUGUCAUUAUCCAUUUAAAGUCUUUACUU